CUCCCCGGGCUCGCGAGCGGCAUGAGAGUAGUGGCUUUGAUCAGUGGUGGGAAGGACAGCUGUUAUAAUAUGAUGCAGUGUGUUGCUGCUGGGCAUCAGAUUGUUGCUCUGGCCAAUUUAAGACCUGCCAAAAACACAGCUUGGACCUGUUUUCUGAUCAGUUCCUCAUUGGCUGCGUGUAGACUUGCAUCUAUGAAAGGCAGUGGGAGAAACUCGGUAGUCUAAGUCAGUGGUGAGGUUAGCAGGGCAGACUGAUGAGUUGGACAGCUAUAUGUAUCAGACAGUAGGACACCACGCCGUUGACCUAUAUGCUGAUGCAUUGGAUUUGCCUCUCUAUCGUGGUUUCAUAAAGGGUACCAGUGUAAAUACUGGAAGAGUGUAUACCACGUGUCAGGAAGAUGAAGUUGAAGACCUUUACCACCUCUUGAAGCUUGUUAAGGACAAAGAAGAAGUGGAGGGUGUAUCUGUGGGAGCCAUUCUUUCUGACUACCAGAGAGUUCGAGUUGAAGAUGUAUGCAGAAGGCUUAAUCUUCAGCCUUUAGCUUACCUUUGGCGUCGGAACCAGGAAAUAUUGCUCAAAGAAAUGAUAUCAUCUAACAUUCAAGCCAUAAUCAUAAAAGUGGCAUCUUUUGGUUUAGAUCCCGAUAAACAUCUAGGAAAAACUCUGGAUCAAAUGGAGCCUUAUCUUUUGGAGCUUUAUGAGAAAUAUGGAGUCCAUAUUUGCGGAGAAGGUGGAGAAUAUGAAACAUUCACUCUGGACUGCCCUCUGUUUAAGAAGAAAAUAGUUAUAGAUUCAGCCGCGGUGGUUGUGCAUUCAGCUGAUGCAUUUGCACCUGUGGCCUACCUUCAUUUUUUAAAAUUACACCUGGAGCAAAAGCAGGGGGACUCUUCAGGUGCAUUUACAUUCAGUAGCUGUCCUUGUGAGCUAAGCUGCAAAGAUGAUGAUAUUCUCCCUACAUCAGAAGAGGAUGAACCACAGAAAAACAUUACAGUCAACUGGAAGUCUUUGAAACAUAAUUCUUUGGAUUUCACUAAGACACUUGGAAAUUCAGGAAGAUCCCCGAGUGGUUACCAGUGGUUUUCAGACAUUGCUGCUCACUUUCUUCCAUCAAAGGGCAAAAAUGCUCAAGAAGCAGCAAGGGAAGCAUUUUCAUCUCUCCAAGCUAAUAUGGCUUCAGAAGGAUUGGAACUGAAGGAUAUUAUUAUGGUUCAUCUGUAUGUGAAGAGCAUGAAAGAUUUCAAUGUUAUAAAUUCAGUUUAUGUGACAGAAUUUGAUUUGUGUCCACCAGUAAGAGUAUGUGUGGAAACCCUUUUACCUGAUGGAAUACUGUUUCGCAUGGACUGCCUUGCACAUAAGUAUGACGUUGCGAUAGAUGAUGUGUUGCAUGAUGAAAAACUGGUCAUGCAUGUACAGAGCAUUUCCCACUGGGCACCUGCUAGCAUAGGACCUUACAGUCAGUCCAUCAAGGUUGGAGAUGUUCUUUACUGUGCUGGACAGAUUGCUCUGGUACCUUGUACAAUGCAGCUUGUUAGCGGUGGCAUAGCGACUGAGGCCUUAGUUUCUCUCCGUCAUGUUGAGCGAGUUCUUGAAGCCAUGAACCAGAAGACUGCACUCCACCACGUCAUCACAGCCAGCUGCUAUGUAACUGACAGCAAGCACGUUCCUAUUGCUCACUCUGUCUGGCAGAAGAAAUUAAGAGAAUGUAAAAAGGUUGAAGAUUCAGAGGCAUAUCAUGAUGUAACUGCAGUGUGUGGGUUGCUUGCUGUGGUUGUAAUAUCUCACCUACCCAGAGAUGCUGCCAUCGAAUGGCAUGUUGUUGCAGUAGUUGACAAUCCACUCCAAAGAAAACAUUUUGCAAUGAAGAUGUCGUCGGAAGGUUUCCAAAUUGAGUGUGAAUCUGUGGAGUCUAGUUCUGCAUCUUGUGCAUCAAUCUCUGUACGUCUGAGCUUGAUUUCACCAUCCGCUUCUCGGCUUCAUUUAGAUGGACCUCUUCAUGAUAUAGUUGCUAUGUUUAGAAAAGCUGUUGAGAAACUUUCAGAAGACUGCAGUGCAAGACCUUUGUCUUUUAGAGCUUUCUUCAAGGAGGAUGUCUUUGAUGCUGAAACACUACAAACAGGACUGCAAGAAUACCUGGAAAAAUAUUUGGGCAAGAAGACCCCUGCUCUCAUUUUAGUACCUGUGGUGGAUUUACCUGGCAAGGAAGUUAUUCAUAUAACGUGCUGGCUAUGCUAGCAGUUCAGAAGAGAUGAGUUGAUAUCAAAACACACAUUCCAUCCAGGAAAGGGCAAAGAAAGGAAUUGAUCAUAACUGUGUUGGAUACUUUCAUUAAGCCAUAAUGUUUGAUUUAAGCAAAGUCAUAUUUAGUUUGUUAAUGAUGCCUCAUGAUACAUGACAAGAGUCAGCUUUGUAUGAACAAUAAAAGUUUCUUUUCAAAGCUUUUUUCUUAUUUAUUUUUAGGUACAUUCUGGUAAUAGCAGGUGGCUUUUGGAAGAUGUCAGUGGCUCUGAUCACAUCAGUUCUUUUGUUUGAUAUAUUUAGGCCCGGUUAAAAUAAACUGAUUAUAACUUCAGAUCUUUUGGGUGGAGUUGAAAUCAGAACUUCAGCUUCAGUACUGUUUAAAGACUUGAUUCUUUUCAAUUCUAUGCUGAAUUUACUGACUUCUGGCCAACCCUUGAAGACUUGAUUUGUGGCCAGAUUUUAAACUUUUGUUGCACUGGAGAUGAACUAUUUAGAAGAUAAUUCUUCAGGAUGCACAUUUAACCAAACUGAAUAAUGGGUUUAUGGCCAGACUGUAGGAUUUACUAUCCUGCUUUCUGAGGCAGCAGUGGGCAUCCUCGUGCUUUACAUCUAGUAGGUAGCUCUUAUUAAAGAGCCACCAGUAUUCCUCAGGGCUUCAGUCUUCUCCAGAAAAUCCACAGAAGUUUUACUACUGCUUUCAUUAAAACAGGCUUAGACACAUAGGUGAGGCUCCUAUUGAUUUCAUUGCAACUGUUAUUUUAACUAAUAACACGAUAUAAGAUCAGUAUAGGAGCGAAAGCCUUUUGGACUUUGCUUGAGGCAGUGAUGCACUGUAGAGAAAUCUUGUUUUCAGACAAAGGCUAUAAAAUCAAACCUUCCAAAAACAGUGUUAAACUUUUGCCUGUGUUCUCCAUCUAUAUAUUCUUCUUGCUUUGCAUCCAGUCUGUGAGCACUGGAGCUCCAUGACCAGCACUCCAGUUUUCCUUCUCUUACACUGGUAUAUAUAAGAGAGAACUCCACAAAAGUCAGCUGUGUGGCAAUAAGUUUACAUUGGGGUGACUAAGAGGUGGACUUGCACUCCAGCUUUAUUUUCUUACCCUCUGAUGGGUGUUUUGCGUGUCCAGCCUGUUAUGCUGAUUAUUACUUGAAAAGAGACUGUAGGAUGUCAUUGUUCUUACAAGUACAGCAAGUAAUAUAGCAGAGCUGCCAUCCUCUUUAGGAGGAACUAUUUUUUUCAGUUAUUUAACUGUUUUUAGAAAGGGGAAGGAAAAGAGCUUUUUAUAUACCAGUGUCUAAAUACAUGGAUGCAUUAAAUUAAAUUUCUUAAGAGAAAAUGGAAGAAUCUCUUAACGAUACAUGAAUUCAGUAGCAUUCGGCAGCAUUUUUAGGUUAGACUUAAACAUAUUUGAUCCUUACUCUUUCCCACAAUCAGAAAAGAACUUGUUAAUAUCUGAAUGUACCUGGUUUGUCUGAAUACAGCUCUUUUUGAAAGCUAAAUAAUUUUCUUACUUCUCCCUGGAAAUUUUUUUUUUCAGUGUGGAGUGCCCACAGACCAGAGAGACAAGUUGGAAUGAAACAGGAAAAAAGAAGCAGACAUUACUUCCAGAGAGAUAAGGACAAAGCUUAAUUUUUCAUAGACAUAUAUGGAAGCCAAGUAGAUGGCAUAAGUUUGACUAUGUCUCCUGUAGCAGUCAUUUUUUCCAUAAUGAGUCUAAAAAAGAUACCCAAACAUGUUGAUCUUGGCUUUUGUGCUAUAUGCACUGCAUAUUUUAAGGUGGCAGGAGAUUUACUCCUAAAGAAACCAGCUUUUUUACAAGUUUUCCUGCAAGAUUCGUGACUCAAACUAUCUUUCAUUUUUCAUUGCAUUGGCCUGAAAAAGAGUGUGAUAAUUUGUUUUUUUUCUCAACAGAAAGAAAACAUUUUCCUUUUUUGAGUCAACUAGAACUUCAAUGGGUGUACUUUGUGAAUAGCUAAAAAAAGAACAGUUUGCUGACUUUCUCUCCUUGAGAGGCUUCAUAUAGCUCCUAAGCGGUGUGUAACUGUAAGCUGGGUCUGCAGUGUUUUAAGUAUGAAUAAGGCAAUUUAUUUAACAUCGAUAUGCAAGGUAGGUGAGUAAAGCGCUGCUCCAUAUAAUGACCUAAGACUUCUAUAAUGAAAAGAAAUAUCUAAACACCGUUUUAUCUGCCUCAUGCUGCUGUACUUUCAUCAGAAUUACUGGAUCCUACUGUGAAUAAGUUGUUUCACAGAGCCCUUUCUCACUUUCUUUGUAACUAAAGUGCUAGCUAAUGAGAGGAGCUGGGGAGAUGGAUGUGCACACACACAUAUACACGUGUUUUAGUGAAAAGAGGGACAGACAGCUAAUACUCAAUACCUAUAGACACAGUGUUUGUUGGUUUUCUUUGUUUCCACAAAGAGCUUUGCUGAGUAUUUAGCCAAACAGGUUUUGAUCUUGAGACUAUAAAUUCAUAUACUGUGCUAAGAUACUGGGUUUGAGGACUUUAUAUAUAUAUAUGUACGCAAGUUCUUCUGUUUCUCUGUUUUCUACUAAGCCUGCAGGAAAAUGUUUUGUGUGCAUGUUGUGACACAGAGUUGGCUGAUCUACGUUCCAGCACUCAGAGCACCGAAGGGCUGUGUAAUAGGUGGAAAAAUGUCUUUCAAAAGGUAAUUCAAGGUUUUAAUCUUUCUUUUCUCUGCUGUGACAAGUUUUAGAAUAUGACUUUUUUUUUUCAAAGAGAAAUCUGUGUCUUUAUGUCUUGUUACACAUUUCUGUCAGUGAAAUUUUGUCUCCUGCCUCUUUUAAAGAUCUCUGUAUAUCAAUUUCUUGAAAGAAUGUUAAAGUGAACUGACCAAAUGGGACUGCAAGACCAAAACUGAUUUAAUUAUCUUGUGUUUUACUCAUUUCAAAACCCAAUGAUGGCUACAGCACCAGUGAGCCUUUACAAUGCACAUGGCUAAGCUGCUAUAAAGGCACCAGAGCUGAUCUUCCUAAAUAGUCUUUUAAAUGACAUCGAGAUAUUUUAAGCAUAGAUUAUUUAACUUUUUUUCCCUGUGAGCUUUAUAGUUAGGUGAUUCAGGAGCUGAUUUGUUACACCAGAUAGCGUUGGUGCAUCUUUCCUCUUAGCCUUCAGAAGUGUGACGGCGUUGGAAGCAGGAUGUCUCCUGAGUAUUAAAGAGGUGAUUUGAAGCAGCUCUUCUCCUUCAAGGACAUCCUGUUCAAUCCAUUAUCUCCUGUCUAUGUGCAGUAGUCUAGUCUAUCAAAAUACAGUGAUUGAAUAAAACUUUUAUUUCAAAUAAAUGAAUGCAUUGAUUUAAUAAAAGGUUUGUACUGCAUGGUAUAAUAGUUCACUAAAUGAACACUGAAAUCCUAAAAUACAGAAACUUUUCACAUGUCCAAGUUAAAUCUGUUACUUCUUUCAGGAUGGGUUUGCUGAAGCAAACCUAUUUUCUUCUGUUAAAGUAAAUCUUUCCUGAGCUUUCUGAGUACUAACUGACACUUAUUCUUUAAGUAACCUGCUUUUAAUAUUAUAAACGUCUGGCAUUGAGAAUACAUAUUAAGAUACUUGACAGUUUACUAAUUUAUGAUCUCUUUACUUGUAUUUUAAUAUUUUUGGCAAGCCAGCCUGUGUUGCUGUAUUAGCCAAACAUUCAAAAUACAGACUUGAGAUCUUGAAAGCUUCUUUUUUUCAACUUUCAUCUGAACACUGAAUAUUUUUGAAAUUUUAAUUUUAAAAACCAGAUUGGGUACCUGUGAACUGAACCCGUAUGUUACAUGCAAGUGCCCUUUUACUGAUGACUCUCUACACAUAAUUUCUUGGCUUUGACUUUUGUUGGAUUAAUUUGUAGCUAGGUUUUGCCUGUGGUUUCCUGCUUUUCUCAUAUUUUAGAGCACUGUUUGCUUUUUCCCUAUGUUCCCAAAUAGCCAGGUUGUUCUGAAGAUCUUCACUGGAUAUGCCACUGGCAGCAGUCUCCUUGUCACUGCCUUGACUCUUCAUUUCAUUUGCAAUGUUUGAAAAUCAUUUCUUGGAUAUGUCUACUCAUCCUCCAUUUCCUAUUAUAUUGCUAUUUUGUGAUUAUAUCAUUUAAUCCUAAAUCACUUUGAAACGCUGUUUGCAUAAUUUAACCCAGUGGGCAAGACUUACUGCCCACAGUAAAAACAGGAUGUGCUCAGAAUAGGUCAGAUUUCACUUUUGCUUUCCCCAGUUUUCAGAAAUUCCUGCUUUUCUCUAGAUCAUACAUAUCUCCAGUUCAGAAGAAAAUAAUGCUUCAGAACAGAAAGAUAAGCAGAACCAGAUGCCCUGAAACAACAGCUGCCCUUAUCAAGUAACCUGUUAGGGGACACCAGAGUCAGGAGACACAGGUUAGGAUCGUGCUACCCCUUUGUUGGCAUGAUUCAUCCCUGACGAUCCCGAAGUGCUUUACAAGUGCAUUGCCUAAAAUUUGCUUGGACCAUUGCUGAAGACAGCCACACACACUGGAAGCCUCCUCUGCAUGGCAUGAAUGGAGACGGGUAUCUGCGGUUAUGCUGAUGGGAGAAGAACUCCUCUGCUCUCUGCAAUUCCUCAAGUAGGAAUUAUUUGCUUUGGCAGAAGCAUAUUUAGCACAGAGAGACUUCAACCUGAAAGCCAUCAGGCAGCUAGCAUUAUUACUUUCUGUUACUCAUGAGAAUUGUUCCACUUUAGAUUUUGCCAUGGUAGAAGGGAAAAAUCCCUUUCCUGGGCUCCAUCAGGCACCAAUCUACAUUCCCCUUCUGCAACUACUGCUACUGACAGCUGUUGACAGUGCUCAAUAACCACAAUGUCCUUGGCACAUCAUAUUAUUGCCAUAACACCACUUUAAAAAGA
Messenger RNA from Cuculus canorus (common cuckoo), 7080 nucleotides. It is a transcript of the gene DPH6, whose product is annotated as diphthamine biosynthesis 6. Gene Ontology annotation, molecular function: diphthine-ammonia ligase activity. Lineage: Eukaryota; Metazoa; Chordata; Aves; Cuculiformes; Cuculidae. Gene Ontology annotation, biological process: protein histidyl modification to diphthamide. The transcript has 17 exons. The record is from RefSeq and is a predicted model, not a curated record. The coding region runs from base 272 to 2233 and encodes 653 amino acids.